Messenger RNA from Plodia interpunctella (Indianmeal moth), 2397 nucleotides. RefSeq lists its product as uncharacterized. NCBI's taxonomy places the organism in Eukaryota, Metazoa, Arthropoda, Insecta, Lepidoptera, Pyralidae. The coding region runs from base 388 to 2262 and encodes 624 amino acids. The transcript is spliced from 5 exons. The record is from RefSeq and is a predicted model, not a curated record. Gene Ontology annotation, cellular component: membrane.
CUUGCUCAUUUAUUUCAUCAUAUUGUAAUUACAGAAACAUAAACAAAUGGUUGCAAGGGAAAAAUAUGGUCAUUUUGCUAAAAUACGUAUUCGAUUCACUCGUAGAAUUCUGCUCUUUCGCUGAGACGAUAAGAUAAGACAAAGUAGCUACUUACGCGUUGGCUUGGGUACUUCUGAUAACGCAGUCGAAGUAACAAGCCCUGACAAUAAGUGACGACAUGCUCUCUUGGACAAGUGUCUAAAUUAGAACAGGGUUACAGGGUUAGGUACUGUGAUAGUGUUAAAAUGACUAACGUUUUGUCAAUGAACAUUCGGAGAAACUAGUGAUUAGCAAGAUAAUAAUGAUGUGUCUCACUUCUGGAAAAUGCAGGAAGAGGCUGGUUUAAAAUGGAAAUCCACAGACUGUCAGAGGGGUCGACUUGGAAUUGGCCUCUGCUUGGAUCCGUUGUUGUUCUCAAUGUAUGCGUACCGAGUCUGGUCUUAGCUUAUGGAGUGUUCCUGGUGAAUUCCUUAGACCUGGGAGUUCCGCUAUGGCUUGGACUAUCCACCCCUGCCAUCUUCAUAUUCUCGUACAGCCUAACACAAUGUUGGUGUCGCGACGCCGCAGACUCGUGGGGCGGCCCCGUGGGGUACAGGGUGAUGGCGAGCCUGGGCCUGCUCCUUGUGGUGACCAGCCUCCUGUUGUGCGCCUUCCUGCCCUAUCACCUGCAGCCGUAUAUCUACGGAGUCUUAGGAGGUUGUGGAUCAUCUCUAAUAUCUGCCCAAGUAGACGCAGUAGUAUUUGAGACAUACGACACCAGGCUUGCAUUGGUUCGAGGAAUAUGCUUUGGUGCUCAAGCAGUCGGACAGUCAAUAUUCCCACACAUAAUAACAGCCUUCAUGAAUUGCUAUGGAUAUCCCUUUUCAUUCAUAGUUUUGAGUGGAGUUAUGCUGCAAACAUUGCCCGCAAUUUUAUUUUUAAAAAUAGACGAGAGUAUUAAAAGGCCAGUCCCCUUAUCACGAUAUACCGAUAAAACAUAUGCUAUUUUCAAUAAUGAAGUUAUGAAAGGUUAUACAAACGAAUUACAACUUCAUGAUUUGAACAAGAAGUGUUGGAAAAGUCCACAGGACGAUAAUGUCCAUCGGGAAGAGCUGCUCGAUGAUGUACAGUAUGACAACGAUGUUAAUGUUACAAUAACACCACCUCCUAGUCCCGAAGAGAAAAGGAGAAAUAUAUUUGGAGUUGAAAUACUUCCCGAGAUACCAGAGGAAAGUGAAGACAGCGAUGAGUCUGAUGCCGAUGAUGCAAGCACAAACGCCAACAAGAGUAAAAAACAAUUUAGCAACGCUUUAAAAAGACUGAGUACUUUAGGAGAUAGCUUUGAUGAAUACAUAACAAAACAAAUUAGACGAGACUCACAAACAGAUCGAGAUAGUGAAAGUAGAGAAUACACAGAAGUUGAAGUGACUUACGACACAGUUUCUCCAGUGACUGAUAUCCAACGGGAGAAGAUAUUCAACUCAUUCAGUUUCAGAUGUCAAUCUGCUUAUGCUAGUUUCAAGAGACGAAUGAGAAUGCCCUCCUAUAGAGUAUACAGGCUGAAGAGAAGACUGCUCUUCAUGAUGUACAGUAUCAACGAUACAUUUGUCAAACCGCUGAGUAGAUCUCUAUCGUGUUGGAGGUUUUAUCCCGCUUUGUUACUCUGCUUCUCCAAAUUAAGUUUGACAGCGAUAACAUUAGUGUUGUUACCAGUUAUUGCAAGUCAAGUGAAACCAAAGAUUUCUUCAACUGAAGCAAAUUUUAUGUUCUCUCUACAUGGAUUUACAUGGAUGUGUAUUUUAUUAAGCACGCCUUGGCUCGCCCAGACACCGAAAAGAAAUUUUAAAUAUGUUACUUUGAUUGGCUUACUUAUAUCCACAGUAGCUUGUUUUGUGUUGUCAAUCGCCACAAACCACGACUUGUUUUCAAUCGGCUGCGUGGUGGGUGGACUUGGUUACGGAGCGCUCACCUCCUGCUGGGAGACCGCGGUGCAGGACUUCGUAGGCCUCCGGAAGUGGCCGAAGUUCCACAGCGCCUUGGAAACGUUAUCGGGCACACUACUUUUUGUGUUUUGGGUGGGGCUCUCUUUCGUGGUAGACCAAGACGGUGGAGUCCAAUAUGCUAUGUUUAUUCAGAGUUCUAUACUCGCUGGAAUAACUUUAGUUUGGGUGAUAUUAGCGGCAGUAUCUUUGUACUUUACAAAAGUGAGAUCUCUUCGGUUUGGGCGACGUUGGAAGUUUUGAUAUCGUUGACGACUUAAAUUUUAAUGGGUCAAUAAAGGACGGUGUAUAUUUCUAGAGACUUUUAUACAUACUUACUAUAGUGUAAUUUUAAUAUAAGAUACUUUAUUAAUAAAUGUUAUACUCAUUAUAGUGCUA